Messenger RNA from Hemicordylus capensis (graceful crag lizard), 3445 nucleotides. It is a transcript of the gene FBLIM1, whose product is annotated as filamin binding LIM protein 1. The coding region runs from base 397 to 1893 and encodes 498 amino acids. NCBI's taxonomy places the organism in Eukaryota, Metazoa, Chordata, Lepidosauria, Squamata, Cordylidae. The record is from RefSeq and is a predicted model, not a curated record. Gene Ontology annotation, molecular function: filamin binding. Gene Ontology annotation, cellular component: focal adhesion; stress fiber. Gene Ontology annotation, biological process: cell-cell adhesion. The transcript is spliced from 9 exons.
GGGGGGCGUGAUGUCAAGCGGGGCUGGCGCUGCUGCCGCUGCCUCCCUCCCCGCCCAGCCGCCGCCGCCGGAGGAGCCCGGACUCCGGAGCAGCCGCGGGCGGCACGGAGGAGGCUCCUCCCCGCCUGGCACACGCGCCGGGCACACGCCCCCGCCCGCCCGCCCGCCCGCCCUGGGCAGGUGAGAAGCCGCCGCCGCCGCCAGCACCUCCACCUCCAGCUCCAGCUCCGGCUGCCGGCACCCCCGGGGGGCUCUCGGUGGCGGCCCCCGGCCGGCCGGCCGGCCCGUCGGUCAUCAGCAGCGGCGCCCAGGCUCAGCCAGCCAGCCAGCCUCCCUCCCUCCGCCGCGGCCUUUUGUCUUCUCCGUCGUCGCGCUCGGCGGCUCCUCCAGGGGACGAUGCUGUCGGGCCAGGUGGAGACACGGAUCGCUUCGUCCCUCUUCAUCCGCCUCGCGCCGCCCAGGAGGGACCACGUGGCCAAGGGCGAAAUGGGGCCGCCGAAGCCUCCGCGCCUCCCCUGCAACGGCCUUCCGCAGGAAGCCCUGGAGCCCUCUGGGCCCACCCCGCCCCAGACAUCGGCAGAUGCCGCCAAGGGGAGCAGGGGGCACGCCCCACGAGCAGCUGGCGCGCCCCACGGAGGUUACUUGGCCUUGCAGCCCCGUCCCGUCCAGAGCAACAGUCCUGCUCCUCCACCGUACCCCACUUCCUUCUCCGUAGAGACCCUGGGGCCUGACCUUGAGAAGCGAGCAUCCCUGCAGACGUCUUCCACUUCUCCAGCCGGACGGAGGGAACCGAACGCCCUGCCCUUGACUCAGCAGGCUGGAGAGCAGCCGCCGCCGCCGGGCAGGAAGGUGGCGCACGCCGUUUCCACAGACAUCUGUGCCUUCUGCCACAAAGGCCUCUGCCCGCGGGGCCCUGCCGUGGAAGCCAUGAACAAGCAGUACCACGCUGACUGCUUCACCUGCCGGACAUGCAGCGGUGCUCUGGUGGGGCAGCACUACUACCAGAAAGAGGGGCGGCCGCUGUGCGUUGCCUGUUUCAAGAACACCCUGGAGAAAUGUGCCCGGUGUCAGACCUUGAUCCUGAGCCAGAUCGUGCGGGCCAUGGGCCACGGGUACCACCCAGAGUGCUUCACCUGCGUGGCGUGCGGCCGGGCCAUUGGGGACGAGACGUUUGCCGUGGACGAGGAGGAGGAGGUGCAUUGCCUCCGCGACUUCUACAGGAAGUACGCCUCGGUGUGUGGGGCGUGUGAGAAGCCCAUCAUCCCCAGCGAAGGGAGAGACGCUUACAAGAUCGAGUGCCUGGGACGGGACUUCCACGAGGACUGCUACCGCUGCGAGGAACCUGAUUUUUCACCUUUGCCGGUUAUACACUUCUGGUGGGCAUGCCUUGAGUCUCCUCCUCCCCUCCGCCCUGCAAUCUGGCUUUUUCCUGGUCUUUCUGCACAGCUGUCUGGAUAUAUAAGCCACUGUGUCGCUCCCUCGGGCUGCGGUGCAAAGUUCCGAACUGUCGGGUCCUCUUAUCCCCAGAACCCACCGAGGAUGGCUGCUACCCUCUGGGCAGCCGCCUCCUCUGCAAAUCCUGCAACAUCCGACAGAGAGAAUGAUUUUCCUGCCGAGGGAACAAGGUGCAGGCAUCUUUCCGGAGGCUGCAGCACGGACCCAAGGAGCCAGGAUCGCGGGUGUCUCUUCCUCUGGCGUUCUGCCUUGCCUCUGUCCUGUUUCCUCCCAUCUGAGUGUCUUGACGCCUUUCUCUUUGGGGUUUUAAGCCUGGAAUUGAGCACAAUGCAGUGGUUGGAGGCCAAAUGCCUCCGGGUCAAUCUAGGGCCGAGCUCAAGGAAUUCCCCCCUGCCUCGCUGCUCACUCACUGCUGCCAGGAAACCUAGCAGCCCCUAGGAAAUGCCCCCCUGGGGGGGGAUGCACUGCCUGGACUGGGCUGGAGGAGAGAAAGGCCCUCUGGAACCACUAGAGAGCAGCACACUGGCGUGGUUGGCCAACACAGCCGUCCAAUGUGGACAUCUUUCCAAACAGGGCUGAAGGAAGAGAGAGGAUGUGUGGAAUCUCAGUCUGGAGACCUCCAGCUGCACAGAGGCUGAUGCCCCCAUCUCUCCUGGGGUUGGGUUUAUUCCUCAUUGCUUGGUCACCUUAUAGCUGCAUGAAUGAAUUCUAGUGGGCGCAGCCCGGAAGUACGGAGGGGACUGUCAAGAGCGAGGAGCCCCUUCCUUGCUCGGAACCCCGGUUUUCUAGAGCAUAGAGAAGGCAGCAGAGUCCUGCAGACCUGUUGCUGUUUUUUCUAGAAGUUCUAAGCCUCACCUGGUUCCCCAUGCUGGGAUUUUAGCCUAGGGCAACACACCCUGGCUCAGAGAGAGAAGAACAGAGAGGAUCUCUGGAGGGGAAAGAGCAGCAAACCUCUGAAAAGAAGGUCAGCCCUGCCUUUUAUAGUCUCAUUCUGCAUUCCUGUUGUUGUCCUCAUCCUCUCCAAGUCCAGUGCAGGAGAUUGAGGGAAUAUAGGAAGGAGAUUGGGGGGAGGAGGAAAUCGGCUGGGAUUUGUGCUCACAAAUAGGCUCAGUCUGUGUCGGUCUCCAGAACCUGCUCUCAGUGGCUUAAUCCUGGAACUUGUGGGGUGGGUCAUUAAGAAUAUGUUGGUUUUUUGAGCAUGUGGAGAAGAAGAAUGCCUCCAAGGAGCGACCUCAGCCAGCCCUAUGCAUCCAGAGUCAGGGCUUUGGGGACGUGCACAAGUGAGCCCUGGCAUCUACCAUUACUGGGAUUUUAUUUUUUUAACUUUUGAAACUAUGCACCAUGCACAUGCCUGUUCUUAUUUUGGUUUAGAGCAUCUAGCCCUGGAGAAGAGCUAACGUAAAAGCUUGUACCAGUCUAUGCUUGUUGAGCCAGGAUAGCUCUUAAAAAUCUGUGGUCCCUCCCCACUGGCGGAGCUGCCAUCUUCCAUUAAUGGAUGUCCUGUCCACGAGGGGGCACCCCAAGGCCAUGUUCCUUUCGCUGAAUUAACCUAGCAAAGGGUCUCAGUCAAGGGAUUUAUUCUUCUGGGUAGCCUCCUUGCUCCUUUGUUUUCAAAGCAUGUGGGUCCUUCUUUGUAUGAAGCUGCUUUCUAUCAUAUAUCUAUUAUGGCAUCUCAAUCUUUUUUUUUUUUUAAUCUAUUAUUGCAUCUAUAAAAAACAAAUAUGAAGUGGGUUAAUUUGGAUCUUUCCCAGAAUUGUUUGGGUUGGGAUGUCUCUGCACAUUCAACUUAAUUCUUUGCUAUUUCAAUAGCUUCCUUUCUCUUAUUUUUAUAUUUGCUUGGGUAUUUGUACCCUUAUGAAACAAUAAAAUGUAGAGAAAGCUGUUGGAUAUAUUCCUUUAUGCCCACCAAAACAUCUCAGAGUGACUAUUGUACUGUACUGUCUGAAAAUCCUUUUAAAGUACACUUGAUUAAAAUCUGACUUGAAAUGUA